AUGAACACCAGCAUCACACCCUCCAACUUUACAAUUGAUGUGCACACACAUGCCAUCCCUUCAUACUACCGCGACUCUCUGGUCGGGGCUGGGUACAACGCAACCGAUGCUGAGCAUGUCUAUGUCGACGGUUUCCUGGUCCCAGAGUUCUCAAUAGAGACGUAUCUGACGAACCGCAAGAAAUUCGGCUACGAUUUCUCGAUCUUGAGCAUUACCUGCCCGGGAGUGUCGUUCUUGCAUGGCAACUUGGCUGCGAAAAUGCUCUCACGGAAGUUGAAUCAACAGCUCUUUGAAUGGGUGAAAGCGAACCCCGAGGACUUGGGGGCUUUUGCUGUCGUUCCGCUUCCCAAUGUUGAUGCAGCAAUCGACGAAUACUGCCUCGAUGAACUGAAGUUUGAGGGCGUCGGUCUCUUCACAAAUUAUGAAGGCGUAUACCUGGGCGACCCAUCGUUUGAUCCUCUGUUUCAAGAAUUGGACCAACGUAGUGUGACAGUCUUUGUACACCCCACUGCGCCAAUCCCUGAAGUAAAGCUGGGCGCGAACAUCUCAUCGCCAGUCAUAGAGUACCCCAUGGACACGACGCGGGCUAUCACAAAUUGUCUUUUUCGAAAAUUUGUCCAAAGGUUCCCUAACGUCAAGAUGAUUUGGUCUCAUGGUGGAGGAGUGCUCCCUUUCCUGGCUGACCGGCUUGCGCUACAAACCACAUUUCCGUGGCAGGGAGGACGGAAAUAUGAAGAUUCAUACCGUGACCUGCAGUCUUUCUAUUUUGAUACUGCUGUAACUUGGAGCAAACCUCAGCUUGCUGCCCUCAAGGCUUUCGUUAGUGCUGAUCGCCUGCUGACGGGGACUGAUUACCCUUAUCUGCCGGAAAGCUAUAUACCAGUGGCACAGGCAGGAAUCAAAGCAUUCUCGGGCAACGAGGGCUUUUCUGAGGAAGAACAUCAGAAGAUCAGGUUUCGAAAUGCGCUCGAAAUUUUUCCCUCUAUCAAGGCCAAGUUCCCUGAGCUCGCUUGA
Messenger RNA from Cladophialophora psammophila CBS 110553, 1014 nucleotides. RefSeq lists its product as uncharacterized. Gene Ontology annotation, cellular component: cytoplasm. The record is from RefSeq and is a predicted model, not a curated record. Gene Ontology annotation, molecular function: carboxy-lyase activity; hydrolase activity. NCBI's taxonomy places the organism in Eukaryota, Fungi, Ascomycota, Eurotiomycetes, Chaetothyriales, Herpotrichiellaceae. Gene Ontology annotation, biological process: secondary metabolic process. The coding region runs from base 1 to 1014 and encodes 337 amino acids. The transcript is spliced from 3 exons.